Molecule: messenger RNA, 519 nt
Organism: Peronospora belbahrii
Lineage: Eukaryota; Oomycota; Peronosporomycetes; Peronosporales; Peronosporaceae
Source: the annotation of a GenBank genome assembly
AUGUGCUGGCGAAGUCGCUCCAGCGAGACAGCCACUGGAGAUGGCUAUGAAUGGAUCUGCAGCUACUUGACUAGCUAUGACAGCGACUUGUUGGAACUCGAGCUAGAUGUGGAUGGCCAGUACUUUUUUGACAACAUGGAUCUACAGAUAACAAGUCCACCUCAGCCAAACGAGGACAAUGGAGCGGCAUUUCAAUUGACACCAUUUGUGCUAAGCGUGAUAUCCGAGUUUCCUUCACAUCCAGAUAUUGCGACACCAGACCCAGAGCUGGUAUCGAAGUGCAGUGUAUUGGACGAAGCUCAAACGAUAACCACUAGAAGCAGAAGCAGGGGUCAACUUGGAUCUCAUGCUGUACGACACGCAGUGACUACUCCUCGUAAGCGUCGUACUCGCGGUCUCAAUUGCUCUGACAAGACCACAACAACAACAUUACCAUCUGGAACUUGCAUCGUUAGCUGCAUGAGACCAAACACUCGCUCGAGCUCGCGAAAGAAAUUCAAGCGCCGCCUUUUCUACUAG